AUGGGUAUCGAAAGUGAAAAUCCAGAGCCAGACUGCCAGAAACAGUUCCAGGCCGCAGUAAGCGUCAUUCAGAACCUGCCUAAGAACGGCUCUUACCGCCCCUCCUAUAAAGAGAUGCUGCGAUUCUACAGCUACUACAAGCAGGCUACCAUGGGGCCCUGCCUGGUCCCCCAGCCUGGGUUCUGGGACCCUAUUGGACGUUAUAAAUGGGAUGCCUGGAACAGCCUGGGCAAGAUGAGCAGGGAGCAGGCCAUGUCUGCCUACAUCACUGAGAUGAAGCUGGUGGCCCAGAGGGUGAUCGACACAGUGCCCCUGGGCGAAGUGGCAGAGGACAUGUUUGGUUACUUCGAGCCCCUGUACCAGGUGAUCCCUGACAUGCCGAGGCCCCCGGAGACCUUCCUGAAAAGGGUCACAGGUUGGAAAGAGCAGGUGCUGAAUGGAGAUGCUGAGCCUGCCCCAGAGCCUCCCUGCCUUCCCAAGGAACCCGCACCCCCAAGCCCAGAGUCCCAGCCACCCAGGGACCAGGACUCUGAGGUUUUCUGUGAUUCCAUGGAGCAGCUGGAGCCUGAGCUGGUUGGGGCAGAGCAGAGGGGCGCCCUGAGAGGAGAGCUCAACACCAGAAACAGCACCGAGUCUCCUGCAGAGAAAGGGAGAUUGGAAAGCACCCUGCUGGGGCCCCAAGAAUUGGACACAUGGCUGGUGGGGACGGUUCGGGCGCUGCAGGAGAGCAUGCGGGACGUCCAGGGGAGACUGCAGAGCCUGGAGAGCAUGCCCGUCCCCCGCAAGCAGGUGAGCCCCGUCCGAAGGCCCAGGGCAAGGCCAAGGCCCAGCACCGGGCUCUCUGCUCCCACGCUGCUCUUCUUCCUCCUGUGGCCCUUCAUCGUCCAGNNNCUCUUCCGACAGUUUCGGACCCAGAAGAGGUGA
Lipotes vexillifer (Yangtze River dolphin) is the source of this 924-nucleotide messenger RNA. RefSeq names its product acyl-CoA binding domain containing 4 (gene ACBD4). Gene Ontology annotation, molecular function: fatty-acyl-CoA binding. Lineage: Eukaryota; Metazoa; Chordata; Mammalia; Artiodactyla; Lipotidae. The transcript is spliced from 10 exons. Gene Ontology annotation, cellular component: cytoplasm. Gene Ontology annotation, biological process: fatty acid metabolic process. The coding region runs from base 1 to 924 and encodes 307 amino acids. The record is from RefSeq and is a predicted model, not a curated record.